Molecule: messenger RNA, 2391 nt
Organism: Phlebotomus papatasi
Lineage: Eukaryota; Metazoa; Arthropoda; Insecta; Diptera; Psychodidae
Product: jerky protein homolog-like
Exons: 2
Coding region: 521-1318 (265 amino acids)
Cellular component (GO): nucleus
Molecular function (GO): DNA binding
Source: RefSeq, a predicted model, not a curated record
UGAGCUUUCUCUGAGUGACAAUUGCCUACCUUCUGGCGCACAAAAUAUCGCACUGAGCUUUCUCAGUGUAAAUUGCCUACAGUAGACUCUCGCUAAUCCGGCAACACCUUCUCCGGGCAACAUAAAAAAAUCCGUGAGUCAGUUGAAGUUUAAAAAGUUUGUUGAUUAUUUUUCUGUUUUGGAGGUUAUGCUCGUUUAAGCAAAUGUGAUCUUCUAAUCUGCUGUGAUUCCUUUCCUUCUCAUUGUGAUAUUCAUUGGCACGCGAAAUGAAGCGCAAGCAUAUAUCCACCAAAAUUCACGACAAAUUAAAAGCUAUAGAACUUGUGAAAAAGGGAGAGAGAGUUGCACAUGUGGCAGCAUCUUACGGAGUCGGAAGACAGACCCUGCUAGAUUGGAUGAACCAAGAGGAACGUUUCAGAAACUAUGUCAACCAAAAUGCUAAAAAUGCAGAGAGAGAGUGUCGAUUCGACCAGAAUCAACUACACAAACUUCUGAAGCAUUGUUCAUUUGGUUCGACAAUAUGAGGGAGAGGGGUGUACCAAUUUCUGGACCUCUCCUUCAAGCCAAAGCACUUCAGUUUCAUAAAGUCUAUCAUGAUGGCCCUGCCAACUUCUCUGCCAGUUCAGGGUGGCUUAGCCGAUGGAAGAAACAACACGAAGUGAGGCAGCUCACAGUAUGUGGAGAGGCUCUGUCUUCCAGGGAAGACUUGCUACCAACGUUUUUCAAUCACCUACAAAAAAUCAUUGAAGAAGAGAAUCUGAGUUUUCAUCAGAUAUAUAAUGCUGAUGAGACGGGGUUGAACUUUAAAAGACUUCCGAACAAAACACUUGCCGCACGAACUCAAAAAAAGGCCCCAGGAUAUAAGGAGAGCAAAGAAAGGGUAACACUUUUGGCCUGUGCGAACGCAAGUGGGCGACAUAAGCUCCCACUUUUUCUGAUUGGUAAAUCAAAAAAUCCGAGGGCGCUAAAAAAUGUGCAUAUUCAAGAUUUACCUGUGAAAUAUGGAAAUCAAGAAUCUGCCUGGAUGACGAGGGCAUUAUUUAAGGAGUGGUUUUUCCAAAACUUUGUUCCCGAAGUUCGAAAAUACCUCCAGAAGGAAGGUCUCCCGGAAAAGGCCCUUCUUAUUCUGGAUAAUGCCCCAGUUCACCCGGAAGAAAGAGAACUCUUGUGUGAUGGGAUUCGUCUGAUGUUCCUGCCUCCUAGUGUUACAUCCACAAUUCAACCCAUGGACCAAAAUGUCUUGGAAGUUUUGAAAAAAAAUAUCGAAAAGUUUUCCUUGAAUUUGUCCUCGAACAAAUUGAAAUUGAUCCGAAUGUGAUGAAUGCUGUCAAGGCAGUUGACAUCCUGAAGGUAAUUUUGUGGACAGCUCAAGCGUGGGACCAAGUUGAUGCAAAUACUAUUGCCAGAAGUUGGAAGGGAAUUUUCGAAACGACCUUCAGCUCAAACGUCUUAAGUGAAGACCAAUUUUUGAAUGAUGAAUUCCAUACAGAUAGUGUGGACAUGGACCACUUGAUCCAGUUGGCCAAUGAUUUGCCACAUAUUGGUCUUAUCACUGCGGAGGAUAUUAGAGACUGGUCGCAAAGUGAUAAUUGUUUGGAUAUUAGUGAGGACACAAUUUUUGAUAUAGUGACGAGUACAAAGAGUGUCAAUUCUGAACAAGAGCUUGAAAAUGAUCUCGAAGAUUAUUUUGAACCUAAUUUUGCUCAUUCUUCAGUGCAGAACAAUGACGAGAAACAUGUUUCAGCAGAACAGGCACUCAAGGCUUUGGAUGUUGUACUCAGUUAUAUACGUCAAGGAGAAAACAACACAACUCAACAAUAAGGACCAUUUAUAGGUUGCAGGCUGACCAAAGAAUUAAAAAAGAAAGGAAUAAUUUUCCAGUUAAAUUCAAUUUAAAAGACUGCGUUAAAAAAUAAACCUAAUGAACUAACUUAAUCUUAAGAAAGAACUCUACUGAAGACUGAUGGUGUGAAAAUGAAAAAUUGAAUUUUCCACAAAGUUAAUUCCACAGGAGGGCUUUAAUAAUGUUGGAUAUUUUAAAAUAAAUCAUAAAAGAUGAACUGAAGUGCUAUAAACGUGAUAAUAAUUGAAAUGUUGUACCAUGUUAAUCUGCAAAAAAUGGGAAAUCUGUCUAAUGUCUGAUUAACUUUAUGAAUAGAUUUAUAAAGAAAUUAAAGAUCAUAUGAAUGUGAUAAUGAAUAUGCAAAUAUAAAACAAACAAAUACAAGAAUAACAAUCAGUUUCAAUCUAAUAUCUUCUCUUUAAUAGAAAAAUUUUAGUUUGAUAUUUAUAUAGCAAUACGAGCAAUACAUAUGUAAACAGAAAAAAAUCGUUAAAUUUCAAAUGGUUUGCUCUCAAAAUCCGGGUGACGUUUCGGUCCCGCUCCACGGA